AAUUUUCGGGGUUUGGAUUUUUUUUUUCAUUUCCCGUAGGUUCCGUGUUCCAAACAAUGAGUUUGAGUAUGAGCUUGUGUGGAAGUUAUAGUCUUCAGCUUCCAUAUCGCAGAAUUGCAAGCUGCAAUCUUCACCGCGAUGACAGGCAUAUUGUUCCUAUCAAUACGCACCCAAAACCUUCGGAAGCUGAAAAUUGUCUUAGGUCAAAAUGGAAGAUUAAUGGCAAUAAUAUUAGGACAUGCAUUGGAGUCAUGACAGUGGCACACUUGGUUGCUCCAGUUGCUGCAAAAGCUGAAGUGGCUGCUUCUAUUUAUGCUUUGGCUGAUGGAAGCCUCGGUGAUUGGUUUGGAGGCUUUGUGUACUCAGCUGGACAGCAGGCCAAUGAAGCUGUUCAGGGUCAACUAUCGUCUCUCAGUUUCACUAGUUUGGCUGUAAUUUAUGGGGCGGGGCUUGUAACCAGCCUUUCUCCAUGUACACUUAGUGUCUUACCGCUGACCCUUGGUUACAUUGGGGCAUUUGGCUCUGGCAAAAGCAAAACAGAGGUUGUUGGAGAUUCCAUUGCAUUCUCCUUAGGUCUUGCAACCACAUUAGCACUGUUGGGUGUAGGAGCUUCAUUUGCUGGAAAGGCUUAUGGGCAGAUUGGCCAAGGAUUACCUUUGGCUGCUUCUGGUUUGGCUAUAAUUAUGGGUCUGAACCUACUUGAGAUCAUUGAAUUACAGCUCCCUUCAUUCUUUGAAAGUUUUGAUCCACGUGCAGCUGCUGCUAAUUUCCCAUCAAGUGUACAAGCAUACCUGGCUGGGCUUACAUUUGCAUUAGCUGCCUCACCUUGUAGUACACCUGUUCUGGCCACCCUUCUGGGGUAUGUUGCUGCAUCCAAGGAUCCAUUGAUUGGAGGCAGCUUACUUUUGACUUACACAACUGGCUAUGUUUCCCCCUUACUCUUGGCUGCUUCUUUCGCUGGAGCAUUACAGAGUUUGCUUUCAUUUCGCAAGUUCUCAGCAUGGAUCAAUCCUAUAAGCGGAGCAAUGCUGUUAGGUGGUGGUGUAUAUACUUUCUUAGAUAGGUUGUUCCCAGUCACAAUGGUGAUGUAGAAAAUCUCUUGGCUCUUAACACGCCGUGAUCAUUUACUUAAACAGUUCCAUGUAUAUAUGUCAUACAAGUAUUCAAUUGAAAUAGAAAUUAAAAUGACUAUUGCAUACCACA
Cajanus cajan (pigeon pea) is the source of this 1203-nucleotide messenger RNA. It is a transcript of the gene CCDA, whose product is annotated as cytochrome c biogenesis protein family. The record is from RefSeq and is a predicted model, not a curated record. Lineage: Eukaryota; Viridiplantae; Streptophyta; Magnoliopsida; Fabales; Fabaceae. Gene Ontology annotation, cellular component: membrane. Gene Ontology annotation, biological process: cytochrome complex assembly.